UUGAACACCACUGAAGCCCCAGGAAACCCACGCCACUGCCCUCCCCCACCACAACAUCCAUCAGUCGCAGCUCAAAGCCACGCCCGUCGGAAGAACCUCUGUUCCAGCCCCAGGAACAGCAAAUCCAGGAAGAGCCGCCGCGCCGACCUUACAACGGCGCCUAAAAACAGCGCCGACCCCAGCCCAACUCUACGCCGGCAAGACAACUCCCUCCAACUUCCGCCUGCCAUGGCAACCACGCCGGAAGAAAUCCACAUGAAGACGGAUAGGGAGGUCGAAGCUCACCGCGAAAAGCCGAUCUGA
Messenger RNA from Striga asiatica, 303 nucleotides. NCBI's taxonomy places the organism in Eukaryota, Viridiplantae, Streptophyta, Magnoliopsida, Lamiales, Orobanchaceae. The record is from the annotation of a GenBank genome assembly.